Molecule: messenger RNA, 3690 nt
Organism: Brienomyrus brachyistius
Lineage: Eukaryota; Metazoa; Chordata; Actinopteri; Osteoglossiformes; Mormyridae
Gene: slc30a4
Product: solute carrier family 30 member 4
Exons: 8
Coding region: 776-2041 (421 amino acids)
Biological process (GO): zinc ion transmembrane transport; response to zinc ion
Cellular component (GO): plasma membrane
Molecular function (GO): zinc ion transmembrane transporter activity
Source: RefSeq, a predicted model, not a curated record
AACUGUCAGCUUUUCGUCAUACUGCGAACAACGUGUCUUGGAAUGUAUAGUUGAACUAGAGCGACGUCAUGUGACCAUACCAGCAUCAUGUGACCACACCAGCGUCAUGUGACUCUGAUUGUGUACAGUCGUAAAAAUGUGUUUUAUUAGUCUCAACGUAUAGCUGGUAAGAUACAAUAAUAGUAAUAGUAGAUAGUAUCUGUUAUUGGUGAUUACUGGUGAUUCGGAAUCUGGUGUUUUAUUUAGAUAGUUUAUACAUAAAUUAUCAUAUUUAUUCUUUCGUUUUCAUUUUCUGAAACAGGAAAGUGCAAGUCAGGUAAUACUGGAUUCGGGCGCUGUGCUGUUUCGGCUAUUUUAUUAUACGACGGCUGCUUUGCAUUGGCUGCACUUUUGAGUCGCUUUGACAUCGAAUAAGUGAAAAAGGAGCGAAUCGGUGUCCGCUAAGCUUUUUUGUAUUUCCUGUCGCCCUCAGUCCGCACUUACGUUGUUGACUGUAGGCAGCCAGCUAACCGGGCUGUUCGUGUCAACGGGGCAGCUCGGUACCUUCGUCUCGUUGAGAGUAACCUGAUAACUGCGGAAUGACGAACGAACACGGGUAGCUAGCUGACUUUCCCCCUGUAAUCGGAGAGUGGACGAUUCCACUAACUCGUAAGCCAUUUUAAAGGGAGUGCAACGUUUUGCUACAGUAUUCAAAACCCAACAUAUAUGACAGCCAGCUGUCUGGGGAAGCAAAGUGUUUGACUCGUACUUUCAGGUGUGCUAGAGGUGUGAAGUCAUGGCAGGUGCAAAUUUUCUGGGAAAGAUGAAGACCUUCUUUAAGAAGGAGCCCACUGAAUGGGACCUUAGCGACACGGCUAGUUUUGAUUUCUCACAUGACCGGACUGAGGAUGAUGACGAGGACACCCCCACAUUUAAGAAACUGAAAGUUGUCAUUUCUGGGGAGCCGGAUUGCCCAGCGGAGUCCCACGCCAAUGGCUCGCUGGUAAACACGGUGGUGGAUGAUGACGAGUCGCUCCUGGAUUCGUCGUCCCUCGGCGGCGGUCCGGGGGUGAUCUUAGACCCUUGUGCGAACUGCACGAAGAGGAAAGAGAAGGUGAAGCGGAGCAGGGUGAUGAAGAAGCUGGGCUGUGCUGCCCUGCUCUAUUUCCUUUUUAUGAUAGGCGAGCUCAUAGGUGGCUAUGUGGCCAAUAGCCUAGCGAUCAUGACCGAUGCGUUGCACAUGCUGACGGACCUUAUCGGUAUUCUUGUGUCCCUGCUUGCACUCUGGUUGUCCUCAAAACCCCCAACCCAAAGGUUCACUUUCGGAUUGCACCGUCUUGAGGUAGUCUCUGCCGCCAUCAGCGUGCUGCUGAUAUACAUCCUGACUGCCGUGCUUCUGAACGAGGCCGUCCAGAGGACCAUCCAUCAGGACUUUGACAUCGAUGGGGAUGUCAUGCUCAUUACCGCGGCAGUCGGUGUGGCCGUCAACCUAAUAAUGGGCUUCCUGUUGAACCAGUCGGGCCACGUCCAUUCCCAUGCUCACCAUCAGACCUCGGGGCAGACAGCGCACAGCCACGGGAGCCUGGCGGUCAGGGCGGCUUUCGUGCACGCCCUGGGGGACCUGGUGCAGAGCGUCGGCGUGCUCGUGGCAGCUUACGUCGUGCGCUUUAAGCCUGAAUACAAGAUCGCAGACCCGAUUUGCACGUAUAUCUUCUCAGUGCUUGUCCUGUUUACCACAGUAAAAAUAGUAAGAGACACUGGGAUCAUUGUACUUGAAGGGGUUCCACGGCAUUUGGACGUGACGCGCAUUAGAGAAGACCUGCUGAAACUGGCGGAGGUGCAUUCGGUGGAGGAUCUGAAUGUGUGGGCUUUGGCGCCGGACAAGACGGCCGCGCUGGUCCACUUGUCCCUGGUACCAUCCAGCAGUAACGACUGGGAGGAAGUUCAAGCGAAGGCGCGACAUCUGCUCACCAGCACGUACGGGAUCUCCAGGUCCACUAUCCAGCUGCAGCGUUACAGGGAGACGUCACACGUCACGUGCCUCAGCUGUCAGCUGACCUGAGUGCAUGGGAACUCUUCCGGACCUGUUCCCCCCCCGCCCCCCCCAACCAGUCAGGCCCAGCUGCUCACAGCUAGUUGCUGUUCCUGUGUUCUGCGGUGUUAAACUCAACAUGAUUUAUAAAGCGCACAAGAUGCAGUAGUUUUACUAAUGAUUGCCAAAGGACAUUGUUUUAAUGUUAAUUAAUGCACAUUCUGAGGCAGGAUUUCUCUGGUCUUUAAAAUCAAAUGUCUGCAUUUUUGAACAUACUGACAAAUGACAGCCUGAAUGCCUGUAAAGUCUGCACAAACGUACAAGUUAGAGUUUCUCUGUUUUUUGGACACAAUCAAAAGCAGUAUUUGAUGAACAUGCCAGAAAAUAUUAAACGAGGAUGGUGGACUCUUGACAGACUCUUUUAAAGACUGAUUUCCAGCUAUGUUUCCAUACUCUGAGACGUUCAACUGUCCCAGGUCCGGGUGGAUUUGUCAGUGACAAUGUGCAGGUCUGGGUGGGUUUCUCGGUGACUAUGCGCAGGUCCGGGUGGGUUUCUCGGUGACUAUGCGCAGGUCCGGGUGGGUUUCUCAGUGACUAUGCGCAGGUCCGGGUGGGUUUCUCAGUGACUGCGCAGGUCUGGGUGGGUUUCUCGGUGACGAUGCACAGGUCCGGGUGGGUUUCUCGGUGACUAUGCGCAGGUCCGGGUGGGUUUCUCGGUGGCGAUGCGCAGGUCCGGGUGGGUUUCUUGGUGGCGAUACGCACAUCGGGGUUGGUUUCUCGGUGACUAUGCGCAGGUCUGUGUGGGUUUCUCGGUGACGAUGCACAGGUCUGGGUGGGUUUCUUGGUGACUGCGCAGGUCCGGGUGGGUUUCUCGGUGGCGAUGCGCAAGUCCGGGUGGGUUUCUCGGUGACUAUGCACAGGUCUGGGUGGGUUUCUCGUUGACAAUGCGCAUAUCCAUCCCCGUGUCGGAUCCCUGUUGAGUUCGGCCAGCUUGUUAUCAGGAGGAGUGACACGUGUUUGCUUAUGUUUAAUAUUUUUGAAUAACAUGAACAGGGUAUAUUUGCAAUAAAAUUUAUGGUGUAGGAUAGAAAUAGUUUUUUUGUGGAUGAGCUUCCGUCUUCCAGGACGGUGCUCAAAACGCAGAUUUACCACAGCUCUCCACUGAAGGAGAUAACAUGCAUUUUUACUCACUCAACAUUCAAAAUAUACGUUUUUUUUUAAACUGCUGUAUGAAAACAUCCUGGACGAUACGUCCGUAAGCACUUAUGCACUCUGUAAACAUAACAGCAAUGUCGAUACACCAAGCAUAGAUAUAUUACAUUUUGAGAUACUUGGCAGUGUUGUAUGUAACAGGUUGUUAAACCUGAGUAUAUACUUAAAUGAAAAAGUAUAUAGAAAACUUGUCAUCCUAACCAUUGUGAAGACUGGCUUUUCUUUGGUUUUCUUUUUGCAAACUUAAACGUUUUUCAUUAUCUACCAUAAGAAACAAAAUGAGUCCUGUUUGAGAUUCAUAAUGCAGUUUGAAUGUUACUACUUUAAAGUUUAUGUUUAUUCUAAGAAAUAUUCAUGUUGACAUUUGUGUUAUUCUGCCUUUUUUGCAUAAAUACAACUGACAUACCGCUGAGCAUAGAAAUGAAGACUGUGAUAAGUAAUUUGAAAUAAAUGUUUUUUUUUCCAUA